CAGAAAUGCUGUGUUCACACAAUAAGUGAGUCGGACUCGGAUUGGAUAGAAUUUGAUAUUUCAUGGCCGUAGAAGCCAAGAGAUUCCGAGAGAGAAAUAACUACGACAAACGCCACAUUAUUUUUCCUUCCUCAUUAUAUCGAAGCGUUGAUAUUUCGUUUUUGUUUUUUAUUUGUUAUUCUUGUUUAUACGGUGAUAUUGAAAUAAAAAUGUCGUACCAAGGCUCGCCGUUUUCGGCCGCCCACGGUCAGGAUGAUUACGAAAUGGACGAGGAUAAUGAGGAAUACCUGGAUGAAGAACGAGAUGUCGACGAUCAGUACGAAAGUGAUGAGGAUACAGAAGAAGCGAGCGAAACGGAUAUGGGAAAGUCAGAAGAAUACACAGAAAUAAGGGAACAAGUUUACCAGGACAAAUUGGCAAGUUUGAAAAAACAAUUGCAGCAACUCAAGGAUGGAAGUCACCCUGAAUACAACAGAAAACUCAAAAGACUGGAAGCUCAGUACAAAGAGAGAUUGCAUCUAAACAUAAUUUAUCGAGAUUAUCUUACGGAGUGGGUGGAACGUGACUAUAUUCUAGAAAAAAAAGCUGCGGUGAAGGAGUUUGAAGAGAAAAAAAUAGACCUCAAAGAAAAUUUACUUACGGACAUGGAGGAAAAGAGAAAAAUGAUUGAGUCGGAUCGUCACACAAUGGAACUUACUGGUGAUUCAAUGGAAGUAAAACCAGUGAUGACGAGAAAGUUGCGUCGACGACCCAACGAUCCUGUGCCUGAGAAAGUAGAAAAACGAAGGAAACCACCGCCAGCGCAAUUGAAUUAUUUAUUAGACGAGAAGGAAAUUGAGAGUGAUUUAAAAGCUAUAAGCCGUGGUAAAGUACUGACGUCUGUAAGAAAACCAGUAGUAAUGCAACAUUACAAUACAGUCAGUCUCCCAACUCAGCAUAUACCUACGACUCCCGAUUCUCCUUUAGUCGAGACUAGAAUAGAAGACGGCAAACUUCUGUACGAAAGAAGAUGGUUCCACCGGGGCCAACCGGUCUACGUAGAAGGCAAAGAGCUUUCACGAUUUGCUGCAAAUAUAUCGGCGAUUGGAACUGAAGUGAUAUGGGUGAAAAAAGUAUCGGAUGGUAGCAAAGUAAAGAUAUACACUUCGCAGUUGAGUCGUGGCAAGAUGUCGAUAAAACGAAGAGCCUCUUAAAGAACGGUAUAAGUUCGCAUUUGUAAACUCAACGAAAUGAAAAAUAGAAAACAAGCUGAAAUUCAGUGUGGUCAGACGUAAGAGUCGUUUUCGGAUUUGAGACGAUCGGGGCUCUUCGUCCAAGACGUUCUUGUCUGAGGUGGAAGCUUGACUCUCACCGCACUGGUUUUUUGCCACCAGUAAUACCAGACCCUCUGAUGAUACUGUAUGGCCAUGUAAAUCCAUAUGAAAAAGGAGAACACGAGAAGUAUCAUCAUAGCGAAUAGCGAAUACGUCGUCCAUCUGGCAGGUGGAAAAUUGUCGUAGGUGUUCUUCGAGUAAAAAUCAGCUGCUACGACACAAACGUAAGAGCAAACGAUCGUGAUCGGCGUUAUGAUCAUGCAACGCAGCAAAUCGAGCCGGAAACUUCGCACGAACAGCUGAUGUUGCCGUUGGCUCAAACACAUCCAAAUGAUGAUUGAUCGCAGCGCUGGAUGUCGCGGUGUUCGUUCAACCUCGAACUCGUGACCGCAUAACUCGCAACUUUUCCGAUUGCUUUCCUCGAGCCAACGCUCCAAACAAGCCAAAUGUAUCGCGCCCAUCGUACCCUGGACAAAAAAUAUUUUUUACCAUCCUCACUCAACACCCACGAGUGAGUUAUCAACACGUCGAGGUACAAAAAAUCAAUCAAGCAAGAAGAGUUUACUUACUUACAUUACUUGAUUAAAAAUUGAUCAUAACGUUGAUUAAUUGUGAUAUUAUUUAAUACUUUUCAUAAUUGAUUCUGAUGCCGGAUAGCUAGUAUUAACUCUCGAUCUUUACGAUAUAUUUUUACGAAUAUUAAUUCUACAUCGAGCUCGAAAACAAUCGAAAUCUUCCACUCUCAACACAAAAUGUUCUGCGCAUACGAUAACGAACUUCAAUUACAUAUACCAUUUUCUUCGUUUUUUAAAAAUGAAAAUAAUGGUGUCCUAUACAGUCGGAUCCAAAGAAAUUUCAAGAAACAAAUAUUUUGAGAAAAUAAUGCCCAACCCGUUGUAGGGCUUCAGGGUUAAAUGAAUAUAAUUGUAGUGUUGAUCAACUACGUACUGAAUAUUAACACUAGAAUCAUUGGUAUUUAAAAUGUACUACAAAAGCAAAAAACUAUUUUCAAUUAGGCUAGAAAAUGAAAGUUAAUUAAAAUAUACUACUAUCUUUGGAUAUUGAAUGAAUUUUACUGUAAUCUUAAUAUUUAUACAUUUUUAUUUCAUAUCGCAAAUUAUCGGGAUUAUUGAAUGCGAGAAUGUUGUAAAAAUAUUAGUAAUACCUGAAUACUGUAAUGCGUGGAAAUUUAUAUUCCGGUGAAUAAAAUCGAUCGAAAUUUUUUGUAAAUUUA
Venturia canescens is the source of this 2547-nucleotide messenger RNA. RefSeq names its product sin3 histone deacetylase corepressor complex component SDS3. The record is from RefSeq and is a predicted model, not a curated record. Gene Ontology annotation, molecular function: histone deacetylase binding. NCBI's taxonomy places the organism in Eukaryota, Metazoa, Arthropoda, Insecta, Hymenoptera, Ichneumonidae. Gene Ontology annotation, cellular component: Sin3-type complex. The transcript is spliced from 8 exons. Gene Ontology annotation, biological process: negative regulation of transcription by RNA polymerase II. The coding region runs from base 63 to 1193 and encodes 376 amino acids.